Phascolarctos cinereus (koala) is the source of this 2136-nucleotide messenger RNA. Lineage: Eukaryota; Metazoa; Chordata; Mammalia; Diprotodontia; Phascolarctidae. The record is from RefSeq and is a predicted model, not a curated record.
CCUCGCCGGGCUCCAUGGUGCCGGAGGCGCUGCCGGUGCCCGGACCGGGGCCGCCGCCGCCGCCGCCGACGCCGCGCCGUCUCCUCCCGCGCCGGGCCGCCCCCGCCGCCAACCGCUCCGGCUCCGGCUCCCGCUGCCUCCAGCCGCCGCCCGGGGGCUCCGUGGUGGCGGCUCCGAGCGGCCGCCCCGCGCCGCCCUGCGCUGCUGCGUGCGCCGCCCGCGCCCCGGGCCCGGGGCUCCGCGCAGGCGGUUCGUGGGAGCGGGCCGGGCCGGGAGAGAGGGCAGGCGCGGCGGCCGCGGCGGCGGCGGGGGAGGAGCCGCGCCGGGCGGCAGGAACUGAUGUCAGGAGAGCGGCGGCUCGGCUCCGCCCCGCCUGCCCGGGACCGGACCGCGCGACCCGGGACCGCGACGUGACCGGGGGGCUCCUGGAGCCACUCCCCGAGGGUGGGAGCUUCCUUCCUGGGACCCUCAGCCCCGGACACUCGGGCCCCCUAGACCUCUCCCGGGACCUGGGGGCUCCCACUCCUCUAGUCUGUCUGGGACCCCAGCUCCCUUCCUGGGAGCUUUCUGACACUUGGGGCCCCUUGGUCCUCUCCUGGGACCCUCAGCCUCGGAUAUUCGGGCCCCUUAGACCUGCUCCCGGGACCUUGGGGCUCCCACUCUCCCUAGGGACUGCCUAGGGACCCCCAGCUUCGCACCUGGGACCCCUCGAGCCUUCGAUCCCACCGGCUCCCUGGACACUGUGACCUUCCUGGCUCUCUUAGCACCCGCCCAACACGUCCGCCUCUCCAGUCCGCAGGACACUACAAACUCCCUGUUCCCAGCUGCCCCUUUGGUGCUGCUCCUGGGACACUGACCUUCCAGGUCCCCUUAGUCGUUUCCCCAGGGACACCUUGGCCUUCCUGCUCCUCAACUCAAAUCCUGGGACCCCAACCCCUCUCGCUCAUCCCAUGGCUUUUCCUGGCCUCGUAGCCCUGCUAGGCGUCCCCUCCCCAACCCCACCCCUGCUUUUUCUCUCCGGACACUCUGACCUCCCAGUCCCCAUUGACCCGCACCGUCCUCCUAGGGACACUCCCACCUUCCUGGCUCUCUUAGCACUUGUCUAGGGAUUCUCUGACUCUUCCGCUCCUUUCCCAGGCCUUCUGCUCUUCCCCUGAAUUCGGUCACCUCCCCCUUUGGAGACUGAAGCCCCCUCUCACAUCCUCUCUGUUAGCUUGGACAGUUCCCUAAGCUUACUUCCUGGAUCCCCUCCUCAGUCUUGUUCCUGAGAUCCUUACACAGUCUGUCCUCACCCCCUCCCCCAUUUCACUUUUGGUAUUCUCCAAACCCAUUAGUUGGUCUCCCAGGACUCUGCUCAGCCCCACUGAAGACACUCUGCCUCCUCAGCACUUUUAGACUCCAACCCAAGUGUCGUCCCCCCCCCCAGGUUGCUUUACUUUCUGUAACUCUAAUUAAUGAUUGAUAGCAUUUUUUAAUAUGCUUGUUGAUAACUUGGAUCUCUCCUUUGAAAAUUUCCUUUUUUGAGCAAUGGAAUGCCUAAUACUCUUUCAAGGACACCUUGCUGCUCUAGCCCCUCGAUCCCCCCUCAGCAAUACUUAACCCCUCUGGUAGUACUAUUCCUAUCUAACACCAGCCCUUGCUAACUCCUCACCUGAGACAACCACUCACCUAGGACGAAAUAAUAAUGAUACUUAUGUAAUGCCCUCCUCACAACAAUGCUUGGAGGUAGGUAGUCCAAGUAUUAUUAUACCCAUUUUACAGAUGAGUAAGCAGGAUCAGAGAAGUGAAGGUCACAUAGCUACCAAAUGUCUCAGGCAAAAUUCCAACCCAGGUCUCUUGACUUAAUCCAGCUUGCCUGCCCACAGUGUGUCAGAGCAUGCCCACCUCACUCCCCAUUAGUUUCCAAAAGAAGGGUGCUAGAAAAUUUCAUGAUUUAGGCAGCAGGAGGACUUUAGGGAAAUGGAAGAGAGAUGCUAGAAUAGGCAUUCUCACAGAGAUUAUUAUUUCAGGAUUAAGGUCAUCUAUAGCAUAGUUGGGGCUCCUCCUCUGUUCAUUUUCUACCAUACUUUAUUUUUGUUAGGCAAUGGGGUUAAGUGACUUGCCUGGGGUUACACAGCUAGUGUUAUGUGUCUCAGG